UGCGCAGUACGACCAGUCAAGAUGGCGGAAGGGGGAGGCGACACGUGGUUCAGCGGCUGGGUCAAAGCAGCGAAAGAUAAGUCAGGUGAAGUGUUUGACUUCAUGAAGAGGGACCUGACUGAGUUCUCCACAGUCGUUCAGAAGGACACGGCUACAGCUGUGGCUUCCACAGCAUCCACAGUCAAGGGGAAGCUACAUGAACGCAAGAUUUCUCUACCAUCAGAACUGGGAGAGCAGUCAGCAACUGGAGGUGCUAUAAAGGAAGGCCUCUCCAACUUUCUCGGCGCCAUCUCACGAAGUCUGGCCGUGGACGAUGAUGAUGUGGAAGAGAUCCGUAUUGGGCCAGCCUCACCGACUGCUGUGUAUGGCAGGGCACAGGCUCGGCUACACAACAUGCAGAUUGAUCCUGGAACCUACUGCAAUGAACCAGAUGGCCCUCAAGACCUGUAUAUCAAGUGGCUGGAGACCUUUGACCUGGAAGGAAUCAAAGGCGACAUAUCUGACUUAUUGGUGGCUAAAAAUGAAGUCAGAGCUCUGUACACACGUUUGGUCCCAUCAGCUGUUUCUCACUCCGAGUUCUGGCAGAGGUAUUUUUACAAGCUACACCAACUGCAGCAGGAUGAGGCCCGCCGAGCGGCUCUGAUGGAACGUGCUGACAACACCAGCCCCAGUGAUGACCUUGGAUGGGAAGAUGAUGAGGAUGAGUGGGGCUGGGAGACUCCUGAUGCCUCCACCCUGCCUGCUAUCAGUGAAGGGGCUAUAGCAACUCAACAAGGUCAAAAAGAAGAGCAAAAUGAGGAAUCAGCCCCAAGGGAAGCAGAGCUUGUCAUACCAGAGGAAGAGCAAAGUUCAAGUGCUGUGUCAUCUGAGGGAUCUUCUGAACUUGUCAUGUUGGAAAAACCAUCCUCUGAAGCCUCAGUGUCAUCUGAUGAAGCUUCGACAGUGCAUGUGGAAGAAUCAGCCAAAAGGAGUAGUCCCGUAUCGUCAGAUUCUUCUGAUGUCGUGCUUGUCGACAGACCGGACAUCGAAGACACAAGAGAAACAGAAAGUGCAAAGACUGAAGUGCAAGUACAACAAACCUCUCUGGCUGAGAAAUCUGACAAAGCUCCAGCGGUUCAAGUUUCCACAGUUACCCAAGAAAGUCUAGACAAAGAAGACUCUGAAGAUAAGACAGGUAUUGCUGAAAGAACUGAGCCAAAACAACAGCAAUCUUUGGACACAGUGGGAUCAGACCAGGUUGUGGAAGCAAACGCAGAAGAAACUAUCGUAGAUAGUCUUGCUGUACAAGUUGAAGCCCAAGUCAGGAUACCUACAGAGAAGGUAGAGGAAAAGGGUCCAGAAGCUGAACCACAAGUGCCUGCAGCUGAGAGUAAGAAGGAAGAUGUGAAAGAAGUGCAUGAACUGCUGGCAGAAACAAAAACAGUGGAGAUGGAUCGUGCAUCCCCAGCUUCUGCUGGUGGCAGCAGUGGGGCCAAAGAUUCCUCAGAGAGCCUGAGUGAUGAUUGGGAAAAGGACUUUGACCUGGACCUAACAGAGGAAGAAAUGAGGAUUGCUCAAGCUGCUCUUGAAAAAGAUGGGAAGGACACUGGAGACUUGGAUGACGAUUGGGAGAGCUGGGAAUGAAUGGAAGGACCAAUCACUAAAACUGCUGACAUCAGUGACUGAUAUUUUACAAGGAUUUGUGUUGUGCAAAGGAGCAAUGGUUGUGGUCAUUCAAUUCUGAGUUAAAUUAUUCAUGCUUUCUUUAAGUUUUAAAAGUAAGUUUCUAUUCAUAAUAUUAAACAUGGAGUAGGAUGCAUUGUUGCUGGGUUAUUACUAAAAUGUUAAAUAAUUGAAUGGAUGUUUGAAUCAUGUGUAAGUUGUGUAUUCUGAAAAUGCAUGUCGCUCUACAUGUAUAUUGUACCAAGUUGCAAAGUAAUCUCUAACAUCUUUUGUCUUUUACGUUGAACUAUGGUGGGAAGCAUAUACUGUAUUAACUAAUAAAAGUUGACAUGCCAUUCCAUAGAUGAUGGUAAUUUUGCCUUGUUAAGUGGCAGACAUAAUCUUGUGGUGCUAGGCAUGGGGACAUUCUUUCAAUCUAUUUUAUCAUUAAGUGUUUGACCAAAUUUAAUUUCAGAUAACUUUAACCUAAGGCCACACCAAUUUAAUUUCUUGGUUCUCAUUUUUUUCUGAUUUGCCAAAAAAAAAAGAUUCUGGUUCAGAA
This is a messenger RNA of Branchiostoma belcheri (Belcher's lancelet), 2203 nucleotides long. Its product is annotated as BSD domain-containing protein 1-like. The record is from RefSeq and is a predicted model, not a curated record. Bases 22 to 1623 code for a protein of 533 amino acids. Gene Ontology annotation, cellular component: cytoplasm. The transcript is spliced from 13 exons. NCBI's taxonomy places the organism in Eukaryota, Metazoa, Chordata, Leptocardii, Amphioxiformes, Branchiostomatidae.